Molecule: messenger RNA, 2378 nt
Organism: Photinus pyralis (common eastern firefly)
Lineage: Eukaryota; Metazoa; Arthropoda; Insecta; Coleoptera; Lampyridae
Product: zinc finger protein jing homolog
Exons: 8
Coding region: 55-2346 (763 amino acids)
Biological process (GO): positive regulation of transcription by RNA polymerase II
Cellular component (GO): NSL complex
Source: RefSeq, a predicted model, not a curated record
UUAAUUCUUUGGUUGUAGACAUUGAAAUCAAAACUUCCUGUAUUUGUGGAUAAAAUGAUGUUUGGUCCAAAUGCGAAUAGCCGAGUUGGCGCGACAAGUAACGAAAGCCUGUUUCACUUGCUAAAACGACCAUGGGACCCUUUCGUUAGCAGUCUUGUACAAACUAGGCCUCGAAAAUUACCCGGAAAUCCGAUUGUUGUCAUCGUACCUUCGUCUCCCAGUAUUUCUAAUCCUAAUCAGCUUAAAAGGCAACAUAAAUGGAUCACAUUGUUGUCAAAUUUAUGUACAGUCGUCGCAGUUCACACCAACAUGGGGAGUUCAGCAAAUCGUUUAACAAUGAUUAAUUGUGCUGACCAAAUGCUGGCCGCAACAAGGGCUAAAAUUCAAGAAGUCAAAGCCGAUUAUCCCGGCAGACCGAUUAUACUGAUCGGUUUCAAUGUUGGCUCAGCUUUGGCCUUACAGGUAGCUCAGGUUGAACAUGUGCUCUGUGUGGUGUGUUUAGGUUUCUCAUUACUAACUGCGGAAGGAAAACGCGGCGAACCAGAUGAUAGCUUAUUGGAGUUACAAUGUCCAGUUCUUUUUGUGAUUGGACAAUGUUCCAAUACUGCUUCGCAACAGGAUAUAGAAGAUUUAAGAGAACGGAUGCGGGUUGAAAAUGGAUUAAUUGUAGUAGGUUUUGCAGAUGAUUAUUUGAGAGUGAAUAAAAAGAAGAAAAGAGCUGAAGGAAUUACACAAGCUGGAAUUGACCGAAGUGUGGUGGACCACAUUGGGGAAGUUAUCAGUAGUUUGUUACUUUCUCCAUUCCCUCCCCAAUUAAGGCAAUCACCUCAUGGCUCUUCAGAAGUCCCACUAUCCAAACGACCUAAGAUAGAACGGAGACGUAAUAAUUCUAAUGGGAGCUCAAUAGAUAGUGAACCACCAUCCCCCACACCCAAAAUAAGUAGACCAGUGGGUAGACCACCAGGAUCAAAAGGAAAAGCGAAGCUUCAGGCAAAGUGGGCAGCUCAGGUUAAUCAAGGUAUUUCCGUUUCUUCUCCCGACACCUCCACUCCUUCACUUUCCUCCUCAUUAUCACACUCUGAUACUAAUUCCAAUAAAAUUACCAAAAACAACGAUGUUCAACCUUCCACUACAGUCAACAAUUCGGCUGAUUCCCAUAAUAAUAUAGUGACUUCUACAGCAAAAAUGCGAAUGCGAGCAAUGGGUUUGAAUCGAUCAGUUCUGACUUCAGGUACUCUUGCACACCUGCUUCAAAAUGGCGGGAAGGGGAAUAUGACCGCACCUCAGCCAACCCAAACAACAAGCUCAUCAAUAAAGGUUUUAGAAAAUGUGACCUUAACCACCAAUGCCACUGCAAAAUUAAUUGCUGGUACUAAUAGAUCAUUUUCGAGUAACUCAAAGUCGUCACCCGUCAUGAUAAUGCCAGAUGGAAAAUUGAAGUCCUUUGGAAAUUCGGUGAGAGGUACAGGAAGCACGCCCAUCGUUCUUCCCAUGACGAAUAAAAAAUUACUGACGCAUACCACUCAUCCUGGUCAUCGCCUUACAAAAUAUAUAACUUCCAAGAAACAGCUUUCAGAUCAAAGACCACCCGUUUCAGGCGUAAAAUCAAAUGUGAUAUCAUCAUUUUCUACAAAUUUACCACCACCCACCAACUUAACUUCACAAGAUAUUAUGGAUCUACCGAUUAUUUUUGCAGACGAUAACCAAAUGUUAACCGAUAAUUCAAAAUUACAUACCUCAGAUGUUUCAGUAUCAGAAAUAGUGCAUCCACAUGCAAUACAAAAGAACAUCGUCUCCAAUCCAGUAGGCAAGUUCGUGUUUAUAAAUAAGCAGAUACCGAUAACGUCCACAGUAUUACCGACACAUAUUGUACAGCCCACGACAACAUUAAAAAGACCAACAUUAACUGUACCUCUUCGAACUAUGAAUCCUCUAAAAUACGCUAAAAUUGUACUAUCAAAUCCUGUAUCGCGGAGUUCUGUAGUGGAACCAAAACUAUUGCCUCCACCACAAGUUCCAGUAGAACCAAAAACAACGCCACAAGAUGCUGAAGUAGUGCCAUCUCCAGUCAACAUAUUAACAACAAUUAGCACUUUACCUGAUAUUUCUGUUUCAAAGGUGGAAGCAAAUCCACCUACAACAAGUGCUACAUUGGUUGAUGUAGAAAAUGCUAUAAUAUCGACGGCAAUUAAGAAACCUGACUACCAAAUAACACAAAUAAAAGAUAAACCUGAACCAAGCAGCGAAGUUUCGACACCCGCACCAAGUACUGCGUGUGUAGAAGCGAGUGCUUCCGAAGAGGCCCCGGGUGGCACACCUCAAUGUGAUACAAUUGAACUGGAUUAGUUACUGGUUCAUAUAGUUUAUUAAAUGAAUAU